GUCAGAGGGGAAGGACGGUCGCCGCUUCACCUCCCACUUUCCCUUACCUUGAUGGAGGGCGCGUGAUUACCUGCGGCGGCUCACAGGUGUAGGAUGGACCCCGGGGCGCCUUGGAAGAUCGGGAAGAAAGAGCAGCAAGUGUGGGUGGAGGAGGAGGAAGGGGGCGUGUCCGGAGUGGAGAAACUGAGAGGCUAUUAUGAUGAAGCAAGGAAUAAGCUGAAGAGUUACUUGGGUAGGGAAGACGCAAUGGGGAGUGGCAGCAGUAGCCCACGACCGCAGGCUGGUGUGGGCGUGGUGGAGGGCGGUGUGGGCGGAACAGUCUUCCAGCAACGCCCCGCCCACUGCCGCUUGGAAGGAAGGACGGAUGUUGAUAGUGGCGAGGAAUUCACUGAUAUAUCCUACUCUGACCUUGGCUUCAUUAUCACUCCAAAUCCCAAGAAGUUGACCAUAAACAAUAACUACAAGACGAGUGUGGAUGGCACUUCCACCUCCUCCACUACUUCCUCCUCCACCUCCUCCUCCUCCUCUUCAGAUCCCUCCCAGGCCUCGCUUCCCACCUCCCCUACGCCUACGCCCUCGGAGGCUGGCUAUAUGGACCACCAGGACUGUGAUCCGGUAAGCAGCACAGUGGAGUCUGGAAACACCACUCAUUCUUCCACCACCCCUUCACCCUGCUCCACCUCCUCGCCAUCCACCACCAGCCACCCUUCCCUGCAGCACCGGGCCAGCUCCAGCAGCUUCACCAUCCCAGGGGCGCCCUCACCCUCCUGCACCUCGCCCAAAAACCUUGAUGACCUGAAAUUGGAGGAGAUUACGUCUUAGAUAUCUAUAGUACUGUGUGUGUGUGUGUGUGUGUGCGUGCGUGCGUGCGUGCGAGCGUGUCGUAUCCAAAUCCUACCGCUGCCACCAAUGUAAUAGUGACUUUUUUUGUGUGUGUGCGUGUGUGUGUAUGUAUGCGUGCGUGCGUGCGUGCUUCAUUCAUGCCUACAUUUUUCGACUUGUCUAUGUUAUCAGUGUAUAAUAUGUACGCAGUUUAUAUAUUUUCUGUAUCUAUUUCCAUGUGAGUUUUAAUUUGUUUAUUUAUCUUUAUACACAUCAGCAUUUCAUUUACAUUCCGUUAAUUAUCUUAAAAAAAAAAGCAAGGUACAUAUUUAAGCAUUGUUAUUCAUGUAUCCAUUAUUCAUUUUUCGUUUCGCCUCCCAGACUCACUCAUUCAUUCACUCACUCACUUGUUCAUCGGGAUUCCAACCACGUGACUCAUGACUCAUGGUUCGUGCGUAUGUGCGUCGCAGAGGUAUGUGUGUGCGUGUGCGUGUGUACGUAUAACUAUGUGCGUGUUUCAGAGUAAUCACGAUUCACACGAGCGCGCGCACACACACACACACACACACACACACACACACACACACACACACACACACACACACACACACACACACACACACACACACACAGAGAGAGAGAGAGAGAGAGAGAGAGAGAGUGACCUAAAUAUCAGCAACUCCAGUAACUCGUAUAUUUUUGUCUCUAGUCUCCAUGAUUAAUUCCUCUCUCUCUCUCUCUCUCUCUCUCUCUCUCUCUCUCUCUCUCUCUCUCUCACACACACACACAUGUUAAAGGAGCAAAACAGCAAAGUAAGUCAAUAGUAGUACACACACACACACACACACACACACACACACACACACACACACACACACACACACACACACAUGUAAGGAACACGUAUAGAUCAGGUCAGCAGUGUAUUGGGAGGCUUAUUGAGUGACGUGGGUAAGGAGGAGGAGGAGCAAGAGGAGGAACAUUAAAAGAAAGAGGAGGAAGAGGAGAAGAACGAGGAGGGAGAGUAGAAGGAGGAGGAGGAGGAGGAAGAAGGAAGAAGAAGAAGAAGAAGAAGCUUUGAAAUGUGAGAUUGUAUUGUAAUUCGUUGUCAUCUUUCUUCCUCCUCCUCCUCCUCCUCC
Portunus trituberculatus (swimming crab) is the source of this 1961-nucleotide messenger RNA. Its product is annotated as putative protein TPRXL. Lineage: Eukaryota; Metazoa; Arthropoda; Malacostraca; Decapoda; Portunidae. The coding region runs from base 94 to 822 and encodes 242 amino acids. The record is from RefSeq and is a predicted model, not a curated record. The transcript is spliced from 4 exons.